CACACGCUUCGCGACUUCGAUGCCGAAUCUCACGCGACGACGAGUUAACGGCGAAGAGCAGCGAGCCGCUCCAACAACGCUGCGAACGGCCGGAACAGUGUGUACGACAUGUCGCCGAACGACUGAACGAUCCUGAACGACGCUGCGCACCAUGGCAGCUCUCACACCGAUCACCGCUCUCGAUCCCGAAACGAGACCUCCGCCGGACAAGACGAUUCGUGCCGUCGUGUCGUUAUAUUGGCCGUACAGCUCUUCGACGAAGCAAUGCGCCUUUCUACUGACCGAUCCAGACCCUCGGCUGAGAAGCCGACGAGGACAGGUCCGCGUACGCUUCACUUUGGCCAGCGCGACUGCAGUGGCACAGGGCAAAAUUGGUAUUGGAGAUGAGGUCUUGCUUAACCUACGUGGUGCUCAAUGGUCGAGCUACAGCUCCACAGUCUCGACGCCAGGCAAGAGCGUUGAAGGGGAGCUUGUCUACAGAGGAGACUUGAGCUUGCGCGUUGUGAAAAAGGCUGGAAGCAACGAGGCGAUCGAUCAGCGCAUCGAUGUCAAUGUGUCCACGCCACCUCCAGAUGAGGACCCGCCAGUCCAUCAAACACCGAUCAGGAACACAAGAGUGGCGAGCUUAAGAGACAGCUUAGGAGCAGUGGAUCUUGUGCCGAUAUAUUCAAGUCCAGCAUUCAUUCGGAGACAGCGGCUUUCUGGGGACGGCUUCGGCGCUGGACCUGAGUACGAUCCUUUCGCGGACAUCGAUCGGGAGCUGGACGAUGAGCAGCCGAGAAAGAGACAGCGUAUCAGCGAUGUAAGCUUUUGGAGGUUCGCGGACAGAACGCCUAGCCCACAGAAGCGAACGGCGAGGGAGGGCGUAGAGGAGCAAAUUGAUAUGGCUGCGGCAACAUCAGGUGUCAGACAUGAGGUCGACGUCUUGAACGGGCGAGGUGGAAACGCCAGCCCCAUUUCGAACACUUCACCGACACCUUCAUCGCUACCCGUCAAGCUCUCGCCGCUGCCACCUGCGAAGAGCGAUGUUGCACAACCGCUUCAAGAGCCACCCGCAUCAAUGUUGCCACCACCUUUGCCUAAGCUGCGCAUGCCAGAUAAUCCAUUCAUGAUGCAGUCUGAGGAAGAUCACGACAACUCGACGCAAGACCCCAAGCGGCCUGUCACGCCGGAACUCAAAGCUGUGCCAGGUUACACACUGCCGAUACCUUCACCGUUUCCACAAGAGUCAGCACAACCGUCAAUCGAACCCGAUCUCGCCACAGCACAGAAGAUUGCCGAACAGCAAGAGCCAAGCACUUCUCCGCAGCGGGAGGACAGAGUCAACGACGAAGUGCGGCUUGUGAUCAACCCUACCAUCGCUGCUCUGGCUAGCUCGCCAUCACAGGGGUCACCGCAGAGGUCAAACAAGAGCGCGCAAGGGCGAGCUCGAGGACGCAAUCAAGCGUCGCGGUCCUCCGGCAGUCCAAGGUCCAUAGGUGCUUCCAGCAAGCAGUCACAGGCGUUUGGUAGCCAGACCGCAUAUCAGUCUCAGUCGUAUGGAAUGCUUAGACAACCUCCCGACAGCAGCCAAGAAGUCUACCCUGAUCAUCAAGGUUCAGGCUCGGACACAGAAGAGGAUGAAGAGAUGCAGAAAGUGUACGAUCAGCGGGCUCUGAGCCAUGCUCGCGCAAUGCUCGAGCGUGAAGGCGUCAAGAUUCGAGAUUGGGUCCAUCGUGACGAUGCUGCUGAAGUCAUCGAAGACAUGGGUGAACGGCCGGAGACGAGUUCGGAUGAAGAUUUUGAUGAAGAACAUGAUGACGAAAGUAAUGAAGACGAUGAUAUGCUAGACGCCGAGGACGAUGACUAUGAGGACGAGAUUGACGUUCAUCUCGUUACUGGUUUGCGUUCUCCAGACCCUUCACAGACUACAGCCAGACAGAGCGUUGCAGACAGAGCAGCGGACCCCCCUAUCAACGUCUCAGGCCGGAUUUCGCAAAGACCCGCGCACGACAGACCGAAAAGUUCACCUCCUGAAGGACUUGAUGUUGCUGAGCCGGUCGAGGGACAAUCAGCCGCAACUUCGGUCAUGUCUUCCCAGCCUGCCACCAUGUCCAAGGAGCUGGCGGCAAAUGAAGAGGUAUCAGCGAAGAUUUCCGCAUCGAGCGAAGCUGCUGCAACUCAUCCAGUGGCCCAGAGCGCCUUAACACAGCCAGAGCGAAGGCUGCCGCCGAAGACGCCAGAGAAGACAAUACAGAGCCUAUUUGGGUUUGGCUUCGGCAUGGAUGGCACGAAUGACGUGCCAUUUGAGCCAAUAGAGGUCACUAAACCCACACCACAAUCGGAGAAGGAACGCAUAAUGAAGAAGACCUACAGCAGCUUGUUCGGCUUCAAAGCAUCUCCGUCACCGGAGAAAGAACGCACGCCUGCGCCGCAGAUACUUGAGACUCCAACCCCCUUUGGUGUUGUGCAGCGAGAAGCGUCAGAUGUCGAGGUGCCCUCGGCCCAGUCUCAGAGCGCUCCAGUGGCCCCACUCAACGAUUUCGUCGGUUCUCAGACUCCCUCUGAUACAAAUCACAUCUCCUCAGCUGCUGCUACAGCUGGUACCAUAGCUUCUAAUGCCGUACCCCCGCAGCACGACCCUUUGCAUAUCGACGAGCCGCUUGCUGAGUCCCAAGGGGAUUCUCAACUCAUAAGUGAGAGCCAACCAGUGCAGUCAAUACCAAUGGUGGAUGUGGCAGCAUCGCAGCCUGGAAUUGAUUCGAAUUUGACCAGUCAAGAUACCUUCCCUUCACUCGAAGUGCAGCUUUCCGAGACAUCUCAGCCGGAACAGGAGCAACAGGAGGACCAUGUACUGCGGAACGAGCGACAUACCGUUUCUUCAGUAGAUCAGCCAGCACAACUCUCUGAGCCAACAUCACAGAUUGCAGUUCCCCUUGACUCCCACGCAUUGGAUGACAUGCCAUCUGCAGAGUCGAUGUCUCAGCAGCAGGCCUCUGUCGAGGACGAUGCACCUUUUGACGACGAGGCGCUCGUAGCAUCAAUGCUGAGGGAUGCUACACCCGUGCUACCCAGCUCGCAGGUUCUGAUUGGCGAUGUGGCGACACCCGUAGACAAUCCAGGCGAACGCAAACCACGAUCCUCGCCAGCGAUUCCGAGAACCAGUGAGGAAUCUUCACAUACGGCCCCGAAGGAAGUCAGAAAAGAUGCUCCUCUUCCCGGUACAGCUCCAGUCCGGUCUCUGGGAUCUAAAAAGGUCGAUGCUCCUCCAACCAGUACUGCACCCAAAAGGGCUCAGGUGGAGGUCAUCGAUCUUGACACAAGUGAUGAAUCGGACGCUGAGGAUGAUGUAGCACUGCCAUCUCAGCCAAUGCAAAUUGAUACGAUCGAAUCGCACGAUAUUCUCGCUGACAUUGACGACCUCGAUGAUCGAUCAUACAGUCCUACCGAGGUUGCCUCCUCACCCGCGGUAGAAGAGUCUGCCGAUGUCGACAUGCCGGAUGUGGUGUCUGACCUCGACGCCUCGCACGAGCUCAUUCCUGAGCCAGACUUGCAACAUGCGGACACUUCAGCAUCAGCUGCGAAUGAAACAAGCUUCUUUGAAAACGAGAUGCAAGCCAGUGGGAUCUCAGUGCCUACAGUAACGCCAUCUAAUCCACCGCCUCAGAGCCAGAUCAGUGAAGCACCUUCAACUCAAUCGAAGGGUAAUAAAAUGGCCGACCACUAUCACUACUUCUCAUUCCAGUCCACUGGCUCGGAUGAUGAGAGUUCUGAGGCUGAAAGUGAAGACGCCCGCGUUGAGCUCACUGAACAGGCACCUCAGUCAGUGGCCGUCAAUGAGCAGGUGACGACAAAGCCGCAGGCUCGCCUUGGAGUUAGGGAGUCAUCGUUUCCCGACGACCUUAUUAACUCGCAAUCACAGCCUGCGGCACAGCAGUCACAACAGCCAGCACUGCCCAGCCCCAAGGAUUCUCAGCCGCGGCAGCAGACAUUCUUCGCUGAGACACAACAUCGCAUUGAAUCGCAACCCUUUGAAACCCAGCUGCCGGUCCCCCUGCCGACUCCAGAGAUCACGAAUGAGGGGCUGAAACUCGCAAAGGAAGCACCUGUCGAAGAGAAAGCGCCACCUGCCACUCCUAAGAGGAAGCACACGCGCAAAACAUCCGCGAAAGAGAACAUGGCCGCCGUGGUGCGAAGGUCUCCCCGUAAUGCUGAGUCUCUAGCUGAGCAAGAGGUGCAAGAAACAGCUGUGCCAAAGCGCCAAACAAGAAGUCAACGCACGGCCUCACCCGAGCCUGCUCCAGCGUCUACGAGGCGACAAACAAGAUCGCAGCGUACGGCGUCCCCUGAGCCCUCCCAGAUCAGCUCUAAGCGCCAGACCAGGUCGCAACGCACAGUUUCUCCUGAGCCCAUUCAGCGGCAGACAAAUGCACAGCGCACGGCGACUCCUGAGAAUACAAUAUCAAGUAUGGCCUCGUUUGACGGCAAGCUGCUUUCUCCAGCCCCUCUAAAGCCUGUGAGACGGUCACCUAGGAAGUCGCGGGCGCUGACGGAGUCGUUCGAGGAGGCUGCAGAAGCGAGAGGUGAUAAUACUACUGAAGUGAAGUCGAGGCAGCAAACCGCCAAGAAGUCCACGAAGAAGCAGCUGAGUCAGCGACAAACUGAAGAGGACGAGCAUCAGCAUGCUGGCGAGGAUGCGACGCUGGUUCCAGAGCAGGUGCAUAUCGAGAGUGCAGAAGGCAAGCCCACUUCGGCCGUGGAGACGCCAAGCGCUGCUGCUCCCAAGACGCCUGGCAGGAAAUCACUGGCUGCUCGACUGGGCCAAGUGCCUGAAGUGAUCUCCUCUUGGUUUUCUCCUCGUCGCUCGACACGUCAACAGCUCGAAGAAGACUCUACUCUCGUGGCCGAUGCCACCAACGAGAAAGCGGAUCUACUGCAGAGAACAACGUCAAACGGCCUGAUUACUUCAUCUGCAUACUACACUCCACUGUCAAACCUUCAUGAGAAGCUCAAUCCUUCAAGCCAGCCCGGCGUAGACAACACGAUCGACAUCCUUGCAGUCGUGACAGACGACACCAAAGCUCCCGAACGCGCUAAAGGCGGUCCGAGAGACUACUUCACCAUCUUCAAGAUCGCUGAUCCUUCCACUUCCACCUCGGCGAAAGUCUCGAGUGUCCGAGUCGAAGUCUUCCGUCCAUGGCACGCGACUCUACCCGUUGCUCAGAAAGGCGAUGUCAUACUUUUGCGCAGCUUCGCUGUCAAAUCCCGUAAACGCCAGCCAUACCUCUUGUCGACAGAUGCGAGCGCUUGGCUUGUUUGGCGAUUCGGCGAAGAUGCACAGCGGCCUGGAAGUGCGGGAAGUCCUAAGCGGUCAACGAGAAGAGGUAGUUUGGUGGGACCGGGUGUGAGGGAAGAAGUGAAAGGUCCUCCGGUUGAGCUGGGGAGUGAGGAGAGGCAGCGUGCGAGGGAAUUGAGGGAGUGGUGGCAGGGAGUGUCGGGUGAUCUUAAUGCUGCAGCGGUCGAGAAGUAAUGCGCAACCUUCUAUGGUUGUUCAACUGCAAUGCUCAAUAGCUCAUGGCAGCAGCUACCCAAAGUGUCUUGGACAGAAUUGGUAUCAUUAUCAAAGCAGAAGAAGGUGCAACGAAGCGCAAUUCUCAUCCUAAACUUCGU
Cercospora beticola is the source of this 5649-nucleotide messenger RNA. RefSeq lists its product as uncharacterized. Gene Ontology annotation, molecular function: DNA binding. Gene Ontology annotation, biological process: telomere maintenance. Gene Ontology annotation, cellular component: chromosome, telomeric region. The record is from RefSeq and is a predicted model, not a curated record. Lineage: Eukaryota; Fungi; Ascomycota; Dothideomycetes; Mycosphaerellales; Mycosphaerellaceae.